GAGAGAGAGAGAGAGAGAACUAUCUGUUCCAUCGAGUGCUGCAAUAGAACGCGGCUGUUAAGCGAGGCGGCUUUGCCACUUGUGAUCAACGCAGUGUGCACCUGUCGUGACAACCAGUUCUCACUCCCUCCCUUGCCCGCUUGCGUAUACAACCGGAGCAUUUUUAUUUUGCUAAACAUCGGUGACCGUAGUCCAGGGAGUAGCGGCGCAAUUGGGAAUUCAUCGCAUAGUGCCUCAGUCUUCACACACACAAAAAAAGCAAACACGAGGGCGGAACCUUUCAGAGGAUGAUCGUUCUGACGUCGACAUUGGUUUGCGUGGAUAGCGCUGCGGGCCAUAUGGAUUUGCUGUAAACACGUGCGGCGAUGUAAGGUGCUGACCUCGGGGAAGACGACGAACAAAUCCCCCCGUCGACAUGUCGUUUGGGAGCACGGUGGGCAUUCUUGACCUCUUUGAGAAGGAGGACCCCUUCUUCAAAGAUUCCGGCAGCCUGUUCACCAGCGAUCUCCCGGACGCCGGACUUUUGCCAGAACUUGAGAGUGAGAGCAUCGACUUUUGGACCAAGUAUCUGAUCGGUGACUCAGCCUUGCCCUCACUGCACGAUGACGUGCCCGACUCCGUGCCAGACCUCGUGUCUGCGAUCUUGCCAGCGUCGCCAUCCCAGGAGCACAGCUACAGCCUGUCUCCUGAUGGCAGCGUUGCCAGCUUGUUGUCGCCUCGGACGGGCCCGAGGUCCGAUAGCUCUGAAUUCUCCACGUUAGACGGCCAUCAGGAGGAAGCAAUGGAUUUUGAUGAUCCCUUGUAUGUUGAUGUCGUUGGUGUAGAAGAGUAUGACAACAGUUCUGUUUCACCAUCCUCCGUUGUGGAAGAAUGUGUAUCAACAACAUCACCUUUGGAUGACAUUGCUGCGGAUGUGAUUGUUGCUACUACGGAUGCGAAAGAUUGUGAGCAGGCAGUGAUUGUUGAAGGCACAGUUCUGCCCGACAUCUUGGAAGCCCCUGACAGCCCUGUGGCUCCCGAGAGCCCCUCUGCGAUGUCGUCAUGCAGUUCAACACACAGUUCCCCAAGUGCUGGAAGCCGAUCAAAUAAGAAGACAGAAGAGGUUUUACAGCUGACAGAGGAAGAGAAACGGCUUAUGCACAAAGAAGGCAUUGUCCUGCCGACAACAAUGCCCCUUACAAAGGCUGAGGAAAGGGAACUCAAAAAGAUUAGGAGAAAGAUUCGAAACAAGCAAUCAGCACAGGACAGCCGAAAAAGAAAGAAAGAAUAUGUCGAUGGAUUAGAAAGCAGAGUGAAGCAAUGCACAGCACAGAAUGCCCAGCUACAGAAGAAGGUAGAGAUUCUCGAGAAACAGAAUAACACUCUGCUUCUUCAGCUCAAGCGUCUUCAAGCAUUAGUUGCGAACUCUUCUGGUCGCAGCGCACAAACAAGCACUUGCGUCAUGGUUUUACUGCUCUCCUUUGCCCUGCUGCUGUUCCCCAACCUGCGUACAAACUCUGGGGACAACCUCGAUCUCAUAUUGAAGUCGGCGUCAGAGAAACUGGCCCCGAUUUCAGGGCGUUCUCGUUCCCUGCUGUAUGCUUCGGAGCCAACGAGAGACUUCCACCAGGAGUACAGCGAUGCCGCCAAGGCUGCUGCCCAGUACAUCGAGGAGGACAUCGAUGCCUCAGAUGAUGAGGGCGUCUCGAUGGCGUCGACGUCGCCUUCGUCACAGGCGUCCAAGUGGGCGCCGCCCUCAAGCAAGGGCCUAGGCUGGGGCUUAGACCUCAGCUUCAGCCUUCCCGGAGGCAAGCGUCAUUGGAUGGCAGUGUCCGAGGACACUGCCCAUCCCAUGGGCGCUGCCAUGACCAUGCCGCCGGACAAGAGGGCUCGGCUCGGAAACUACAGUGCGCUGCCGUCUCACAAUAACAGCCUGCACCACCAUCCAGUGGUGAUUCAGAUGCAGCGGCAGGCCUGAUGACCUGACCUAGAAUCUGUGCAUGCAUAAGUUCUUCUCAUUGCUCUUUGGUCAGCUGAUCAUCUGCCUCUCACAUUUUCUUUUUCUUUCUUUUCAUUUUAUGGCUGGUAAGUGGAAAACUUUUUUUUUAGACUGUGUACCUCUUCUUUCUUUUCUCUCUCUCUCUUUAAUUUUACCCAUUAUCAGUCAUUACUUUGUCUUUUCCUACUCUACCAUACAUUGACUAGUAAAAGUCUAGUGUUGACUUCUUUUGAAUCAGUAAAAGAAAAAGAAUAUUGGGCAGAGCUGCUCAGUGAUUGAGAGAGACACUGUGCGUACAAGGCAAGGCUGCUUUUAUGGACUUGCCACAAAUACCAGGAUCAUUGCCAAUCAGCUUUGUAUAAAAUUGCCCCAUUGCACCUUUUUCUCUCCUCACCCUGCUGAAUUUUCUUUUUGCCUUCUACUUUCACAAGAAGAAGAGCGUCACAUUUCCCUUCUUCUUGACCUUUCUCCCCCCACCAGGAGAGGUGUCUGGUUAUUAAGAUAAUUCUUCUGUUGUGUUCAUUUCAUUUACAAGUUUUUUAUUAUUCUCAUUUUUUUCUGCCACUGUGCAUGUUGUAUCAGACAGUACUAACUGACAAGUUACGAUCCAGACUGCUAAAGUAGGAAGUGUUGUUUGGCUUCAAGUCUGGAGGCUAGGUAAAAGCUGUUAUACAGUAGCAAUGCAUCUGGCCUCUCUAACCUAAGCAAGGAGUGGAGUGUUCUAGUGGAAAGAACUUUUUUUUUACAUUUCCAAGUUGAUGCCUUGGUUGGCACAUGCUCACGGGUGUCCCAGGCAUCUCUUGAUUUUAGCAUCGGUCCCAUCGUGUCAUUCGUCGCAUACCGCUUGCUACUGUUUUGUGAUGUCUGCUAAGAUCCAAAGAGACCCCACUUCCUUUCUUCUCCCCUCUUUUUUUUUUUUUUCCCUGGUAAAUGUAACUUGCAAUCAUUCCUCUCUCUCGUUUGUACGCUAUCAUCUUCAUUUGCGGACCACGCAGCUUUAGUAGUGCGUGUGCGCUAUGUUGUCACUGACGUGCAGGGCUCUUUGCGCUGACCUGUCUUUCUUUUUUCUUGUCUGUUCUGCAGAUGGCUGUGUUCUUUACAACAGCCGCAAUAUAUUUACAAAAAACAUAUUGCUUAUAUACAUGUAUUUUUGUCACACGUCGUUUGUCAUUGUUAGCGGGGUGCUUGACUAACCUCUCUGUACACCUCCCCUUUACCCGGUGUGUGGUGGUCCCCCCUUUUUUUUUUACUUUGAUUGUCUCCCCUUAGAGUGGAUGAUGACUUGAUUAUUAUUGGCAUGAAUGAUUCAUAGAGAAUGCAUAGACACCACAUUGGCAUUGUAUAGGUGUUUGAAAUAAAGCCUCCAUGAAAUUGUGA
Rhipicephalus microplus (southern cattle tick) is the source of this 3355-nucleotide messenger RNA. RefSeq lists its product as uncharacterized. Lineage: Eukaryota; Metazoa; Arthropoda; Arachnida; Ixodida; Ixodidae. Gene Ontology annotation, molecular function: RNA polymerase II cis-regulatory region sequence-specific DNA binding; DNA-binding transcription factor activity, RNA polymerase II-specific. Gene Ontology annotation, cellular component: nucleus. The record is from RefSeq and is a predicted model, not a curated record. Gene Ontology annotation, biological process: regulation of transcription by RNA polymerase II.